Leptopilina heterotoma is the source of this 1649-nucleotide messenger RNA. RefSeq names its product DNA-binding protein D-ETS-6-like. Gene Ontology annotation, biological process: regulation of transcription by RNA polymerase II; cell differentiation. Bases 165 to 1085 code for a protein of 306 amino acids. Gene Ontology annotation, cellular component: nucleus. The record is from RefSeq and is a predicted model, not a curated record. NCBI's taxonomy places the organism in Eukaryota, Metazoa, Arthropoda, Insecta, Hymenoptera, Figitidae. Gene Ontology annotation, molecular function: DNA-binding transcription factor activity, RNA polymerase II-specific; sequence-specific DNA binding. The transcript is spliced from 4 exons.
GGCAGUCUUGCCACGAACAACUUGUUGCCGAGGAUGUUUAUUUUCUCUGUUACCAAGAUUGUCAUCAACUUAUUGUCAACAACAACAACAGGAAAGAGGAGGCCGCCUUAAGUGUUGAUUGAUUACGCAGUAGUAUAAUGAGAAACUGUGAGUGAUAUAAUGAUAUGCACGCGGAAGUGGAAUUUCGAGAGGGAAAAGAAGAAGAAGAAGAAUUAUUAGUGGGGACUUUUCAUCUGACUGAGUUUGAAAAUAGCGAUAGAAAGAAACUAUUUCAUGGAGAGCAAGUUUUGGUUCCAUCAGACCCCUCUGAAUGGAAUUCCAGUCACGUGGCCUCUUGGUUAUCAUGGUGCAUUGAGGCAUUUUCCAUCGAGCCUGCUCCAGAUUUGUCGCAAUUGCCGACAACUGGCAAGCAACUGUUGGAAUUGACAAUCAGCCAUUGGCGAAAUAUUGCGGGCGGUGCAAUUCUUGCCAGACAUCUUGGCCAUCUGAGACUGCAGGCGACGGGUGUGCGAAGUGAAGUCCUGCUUCAAGAGGAGCAUAUUUCCAAAAGGUUCAGCCUCCUGCAACGCACGUGUUCUCUGAUUGGCUCGACCGGAGGCAGUGGUUCGGGGGCGGUCGGAGGCGGACAAGUUCAGCUCUGGCAAUUCUUGCUCGAGCUCCUCUCGGAUUCGUCAAACUCCUCCUGCAUUGCGUGGGAGGGUUCGAACGGCGAAUUCAAGCUCACUGAUCCCGAUGAAGUGGCCCGCCGCUGGGGAGAGCGCAAGAGUAAACCCAACAUGAAUUAUGAUAAACUUUCGAGGGCUCUCAGAUACUACUACGAUAAAAAUAUAAUGACCAAGGUUCACGGAAAGAGGUACGCCUAUAAAUUUGACUUUCACGGAUUAAUGUUGGCGUGCCAGGCCCAAGCAGGUGUUACACUAGAGUCAACAGGAACUCGCCGUGGACCAAGUUCAGCGAGUAAUUGCCACCAGUAUCAUUCACACCUUUUAUCUAGUGGACCAACAUCUCAACAUUCUCAAGCACUUCCAUCCCAACCACCACCGCCACACUAUUGUUGGCCUUACCGAUUUUCAUCACCUACUUGAAUAUAUUGAUGCGACAAUCAAACAUUCCUUAAUUUUAAAUUUACAUUUAAUGUAAAUUUUAAAUUGGUAUCAAUUUAAAAUCAUAUUCUGCAAUUCUCGUCACAUGAGAAAGUAUUUAUGUUUAAAAUAAGAAGAUGACUCGAUAAAAAUAAAUAAAAUAAUAAUUGUAAAUGUUUAGUAAAACUUUAAAUGAAAAUGCUAAAUAAUCAUGUUAUUAAACUUAUAUGUAUAAAAUCAAUUAUAAAAGAAAAAUUCCAACCGAAACUUAUAUAAUUUUCUGUAUGAGUAAAAUGUUAAAAUAACAAAAUUUCCAUUUUGUUGAAAUUUUUCAACAUUUUUGUAUGUGUAAAGUGCUACUUAAUGAAACUCUCAAAACGCCCAUCCUGAAAAAAUGAACAUAUGAAAUAUAAUGGACAAAUGUCAAAUUUACAUUUUUUAGUUCUAAAUGCAUAUAUUAAUUUAGUAACUAGCAACAAUUUACGCGCGGCUGGCUUCUCACUAACUUUUUUAAACAAAAUUAGCAAUUUAAAAAAAAUAGAAUGUAAAAAUUUGUAAUUCAAAUUU